Messenger RNA from Cylicostephanus goldi, 402 nucleotides. The record is from the annotation of a GenBank genome assembly. NCBI's taxonomy places the organism in Eukaryota, Metazoa, Nematoda, Chromadorea, Rhabditida, Strongylidae.
AUGUUCCCUUUUCAGAAUGCAUCAGUACGUAUUACUGAAACCUCGAGUGUGGUGAAUCCUCGGCGGAACAGUGUAUUCGUUAAACGAGGAUCUGUCAGCAUGGAACCCAUCAAAAAAGUCUCUCUUGAGGACGUUUAUCAUGUUAUUGAUUCUAGCGUUCGGAUAGAGCCACAUGUCUUGACUUGUUCAUUACAGCUAGGAACGGGACGAUUCGGGUACAUAAAGCUCGCCGAGCAUAAGCAGUCAAAGCAGAAAAUUGCUAUAAAGUUUUUUCCGCGGCCUCAAAUAAAGCAGGUAGAUUUCGUUCGAGAGUACAAUUACUCUUUUUUCCUGUCUCCUCAUCCACAAAUAAUCGAUACUUAUGAAGGAAUGUAUCAGGUGAGCACGUUAACAGCAACGUAG